AUGGACAAGCGGGGUGAUGGUGUCGAUCAUGCAACCACUGCUGAAAAUCGGGAGCGGCAGUUGAACGAAGUCACGCUAUUGGAGAGCAUGUAUCCUGAGGAGCUACAAAUCAUCAAACACCCAAAAGGCCUGGAUGACGACCUCGAACUCGAAGUCCGCCUCGGCCCUGCUUACUCGUUGUCCUUCGUCCUUUCGCCCAAAACGUACCCGGUGUCUUCUGGCCCACAAGUGUUUCUCUCUUUUGGAUCCGACGUUCCGAACGACAGCAGAAGGCAGUUGCGCGCUUACUUGCGAGACAUUGUAGACCAGCAGGAGCCCGAUAUAGAGUGCGUCGACCUUAUCAUUGGCGACUUUCGGCAGGCUCUGGACGACUUUAACGCCUCCGCCCGCGAAAGGGACGAGGAGCGCGCUGAGCAUCACUCGACCCGAAGUAUUUCGGAAACUCAAGCUCUUCGCGUGGUUCUAUGGAUGCAUCAUCUGCUAGCUACUAGCAAGCGCCGGGCGAUUGUGCAGCUUUCGAAGGAACUUGGUUUGGGUGGCUUCUCGAAGCCGGGCUAUCCGGGCAGCGUAUUCGUCGAGGGAGAAGCCACUGCCGUACGCACUUUUGUCGACGAACUCAAGUCGAUGCGAUGGCAAGCGAUUCAGGAACGCGCCUCCGUCACCAUCCCAGUCACGUCGCUUGUGCUGCCCUCGGGAAUUCAAGAGGUCCAAGGCCUUGGAGACAUCGCCGAAGGCCUUAAGUCAACCGGAGAUCAAGGAGGAUCUCUGGCUGCUUUCUUCCUGGAGAGCAUGAAAAUCAUCUGA
Diplodia corticola is the source of this 804-nucleotide messenger RNA. RefSeq lists its product as uncharacterized. The transcript has 2 exons. Gene Ontology annotation, molecular function: protein binding. NCBI's taxonomy places the organism in Eukaryota, Fungi, Ascomycota, Dothideomycetes, Botryosphaeriales, Botryosphaeriaceae. The record is from RefSeq and is a predicted model, not a curated record. The coding region runs from base 1 to 804 and encodes 267 amino acids.